Naegleria lovaniensis is the source of this 2655-nucleotide messenger RNA. RefSeq lists its product as uncharacterized. Gene Ontology annotation, molecular function: 3'-5' DNA helicase activity; single-stranded DNA helicase activity; single-stranded DNA binding. Gene Ontology annotation, biological process: double-strand break repair via break-induced replication; mitotic DNA replication initiation. The record is from RefSeq and is a predicted model, not a curated record. Gene Ontology annotation, cellular component: MCM complex; nucleus. The transcript has a single exon. Bases 1 to 2655 code for a protein of 884 amino acids. NCBI's taxonomy places the organism in Eukaryota, Heterolobosea, Eutetramitea, Acrasida, Naegleriidae.
AUGUCAAACAACGGUUUUGAUGACAACACACGAGAAACACAAGAAGAAGACAUGUUUGAAGAUGAAAUUCCGUUCGAUGACGAAGAUGAGAACGAUGAAGGAGAAGAUUUAUUUGCCGAUGAUGUUUUAGAAGAAGAUUAUCGAGCCGAACCCCAUGAAGAGGAUUUUUAUGAUGAACAAUACAUUGAUAACGAAGAAUAUCAGCCCAUGAGUUAUCAUGAAAGAAUGAGAGCUGAAGAGCAAAUGCAAAACCGAGAAGCGGAGGAGGAAACGGAAAACGAAGUGGAACAGGCACUCCAGAGAAAUGAAAGAAAAAGUUGGAGUGCCGCUGAUAAUGCCGUCUUUCACACCUUGUUCAAUGACGACGAAAACAAUGACGAAGAAAAUAAUGAUGCCUUCAAUGACGAUGAUGAAGAUGAAAAUGAUGGUCGGUUCGAAGAUUUAUUGAACAAUCUUCGAGAACAGCUGACCAUCAGCAAAAAGCGAGAUCGAAUCGUGAAAGCAUUCAAGAAGUUUUUCACGGAACAAAAAAAGGAUGUCUAUAUGGAAGCCAUCAAAAAUGUGGUGGCCAAUAACAAGAAGUCUCUUGUUGUCAACUUUUCUGACCUUUCAGUAGAGCCAUUUCUGUUAAUAUUCCUUACAGAGGAACCUGAUGCAAUCAUUGAAAUUAUGGAAGAAGCUCUCAGACAAAUUGUCAAUCGAUAUUUCCCAAAUUAUGCUGGUUUUACUCUUGACAAGGACGAAAUAAUUCAUGUUCGUAUCAAGAAUCUGCCAGCUGUUGAAUCCAUUCGAGACCUCAGACAUUCUACUUUGAACCAAUUGAUCGCUGUUCGAGGAGUGAUCACAAGAAGAACUGCCAUGUUCCCUCAGCUAAAACUUGUAUCCUAUGAUUGUGUCAAGUGUGGUGAACGAUUGAAUCCUGUGACUGUUCGAAGUGCCUCCGAAGUUGCAAAGCCAUCCAGCUGCCCUGGCUGUGCAGGAAAGAAUUGUUUUGUCAUUAAUGAAGCCAAGACGCUCUACUCCAAUUAUCAAAAGAUUACCAUUCAAGAGCCACCAGGUACUGUCCCCGCAGGAAGAAUUCCUCGAUCCAAAGAUGUAAUUUUAACAAACGAUUUAAUUGAUUGUGCAAGACCUGGAGAAGAAGUCAUUGUAGUAGGAGUUUUUAAACAAAAUUAUGAUGCUUUCCUCAAUGUUAAACAAGGAUUUCCAGUCUUUGCGACAAUAAUUGAAGCGAAUUACGUUGAGAAAUUAUUUGACAAGAGAAAUGAGGCCAUCACUAAAGAAGAUGAACGAAAACUGCAAGAAUUGGCCAGAAAUCCUUACAUUUUCGAGAAACUUGUGAAAUCCAUUGCUCCCUCAAUUUUUGGCCAUGAAGAUAUCAAAAGAGGUAUUGCUUUGAGUUUAUUUGGAGGAGUUCGAAGAGUUUCAGCAGAACACACUACAAGAGGUGACAUCAAUGUACUUAUUCUAGGAGAUCCAGGAAAAGCCAAAUCUCAAUUUUUGAAAUAUAUUGAAAAAACAGCCACUCGAGCAGUUUAUACAACAGGUAAAGGUUCUUCAGCAGUAGGUUUAACAGCUGCUGUCAAGAAGGAUGCAAUUACUGGUGAAUGGACUCUCGAAGGAGGUGCUUUAGUGCUGGCCGAUGAAGGAGUUUGUAUGAUUGAUGAGUUCGACAAAAUGAAUGACCAAGAUAGAACCUCUAUCCAUGAAGCCAUGGAACAACAGAGUAUCUCAAUUUCAAAGGCAGGUAUUGUCACUACACUUCAGGCUCGAUGUGCUGUCAUUGCUGCAGCCAAUCCUAUCAAAGGGAGAUAUGAUACAUCCAAAACAUUCCAUCAGAAUGUUGAACUAUCAGAACCUAUUCUCUCUCGAUUUGACAUUCUUUUCAUUGUAAGAGAUAUAGUUGACGAAAAAAUUGACGAAAACUUGGCACUGUUUGUUGUGAAUAGUCACUUCAAAAACCAUCCCGUACAAGCUGCUAUUAGAAAAACUCAAGAGCAACAAGCUGCCAUACGAGAACUUCUUGAUGAAAGAGAUGGAAAGAAGGAUGAUGAAGCAUAUCUCCAAAAUAGAGAUCCAAUACCUCAAGAAAUGCUAAAGAAAUACAUCAUUGUUGCAAAGAGACUACGUCCUUCUCUUGCUCUUGCCAACCAUGAGAAAAUUACUCAAUUUUAUUCAGAGUUGAGAACUCGUUCUGAAGAAGGAAGUGGUUUAACCAUCACAGCAAGACAUUUGGAGUCCAUUAUUAGAAUGGCUGAAGCAAGUGCCAAGAUGCAUUUGAGGUCCUCUGUCACUGAUAGCGACGUCAACACAGCCAUCUCUGUCAUGUUGGAAAGUUUUAUUUCAACUCAAAAAUACUCUGUCGCUGGCUCUUUGAAACGAAAAUUCAAAAGAUAUCUCCAGUCUCCAACAGAUGACCAUCAAUUAUUGUUACACAUUCUCAAUGAGAUGGUCAAAGCUAAAAUUUCUACAAUGUUCGAUGAAGACGAGGAAAACGACACUGAAAUUAGCAUUUCCAUUAAGGAAUUCAAGAAUGAGGUCGCUAAAAACAGAAUAUUCGACAUUUCUACCUUUUUGGACAAUGAAGAGUUGUUGGCAAAGAAAGGUUUCUCCAUUCGGGAGAACAAAAUUAUUUGGACUCCACCACAACAAUAG